AUGGCCCGAAAACGAUACCUACCCACACCAAGCUAUGACAACGGCGACUCCGAUGAUCAAGAGGGCGGAAAAAAUGAUCGAUUCAAUCAUUCGGUGACUGAAAGCCCAUCUGAUAUCACAAAUAUGUAUGGCACCCAUCUACUCACUAAAGACGAUUUCACCGAGCAAGUUUUGAAGAAUAUUGCAGUUGAUAAUGAUAUUCUAAAAACACUGUGCGUCACCCGUGUCUCUCAUCGGAUUCGCCGAUUGCUCCGCCAUUUUGGAAAUACCGCCGGAGCUGAAGAGAUUAUCUUUCUUGCGAAUCAAAAGUGCCGUCUCUUCGCUACUCGUGCUAUUCGCGAAGGCGAGUUUGUACUCGCUCCGGUUCCAGUACUACUGGCAUCGCCAGAAGAAUGUGGGCGCGAUGUAAUGGGAGUAUCGCUGCCGAAUAUUAUUCUUUAUGGCGGACUUCACAGCGAUUUUCAGCAAUAUGAGAUUAUUGCACCUCCAGAGAGCCGUAAGAGAAAGAGAAAUACCGAAUCAUUCAUGUACAGACGAAAGAUCCGCGCAUUAGAGGCGAAAUAUGGAUCGGAUCUUCCAGAACCGCAACAAAAAUACUGCUCAGAUGACGAGGAGAAUCAGACAAAGACUGCAUACGACAAGUAUGAUAUUUGCAUCGAUGUGACCAAUUCGUCGGACGAAAUGAAAGCGAUACGAAGAAAUUGUUUGCCGAAUUGCGCUGUUCGAUACGUUAUCCUUCAUCAACGAAUGGAGGUUUUCAUUACGGCGCAGAGUAAUAUUCAGGCUCAUGAAGAGCUAACCAUCGCCCACGACUACGAUUCGAACAUGUCGCACAAAAUUAUUAAAUGCGCUCAUCCUUAUGAUCCAAACGAUCUCUGUCUGCAUGAAGUGAGCCAAAGAUCUUUAUUUAUUUAA
This is a messenger RNA of Caenorhabditis remanei, 915 nucleotides long. RefSeq lists its product as uncharacterized. Gene Ontology annotation, molecular function: protein binding. Bases 1 to 915 code for a protein of 304 amino acids. NCBI's taxonomy places the organism in Eukaryota, Metazoa, Nematoda, Chromadorea, Rhabditida, Rhabditidae. The record is from RefSeq and is a predicted model, not a curated record. The transcript is spliced from 8 exons.